UGUCUGUGUGGGUAGUGGGUGGAAUGGAGAGGUAUGCGUUUGAAUGUAUGGGGGUGAGGAGAGGUGCAUGGGAUGGGGAGCGGAGGGGUGCAUGUUAGUACAUAUGAGAGUGGGAUGAUGCAUAUGGGUGUCUGUCAGGGUGGAGCUGUGACUGUAGAGGUGGGUGUGAUCUGUGUUAAAGUUCUCCAAAAUUGUCCUUCCAAGAGACGAGCGCUAUGUUAGGGAUCUCAUAGGUACUCACAGGGCAAAAUCCAUCCAUGCCAGAGAGAGAGUUUAAAAUCUGCCUCCCAGUUCCUACAGUGUGAGGGAGCCUUUAUCUAAGAUAGUGCCAAGAUGGGUGAGAGAGAAUCGCCAUGAACUCUUAGCAAAGCAGUGCCUGUGACACACAGUUACACAUUGUGAUUCCAUCCAGCAGAGGGCGAUGUUGAUCUCAUUCAAUAGACAACACAGGACAGUAUUGACAGCUCCGCUGUAGAGAUGGGAGAUGAUUUGCUGGACAUCACCCAGCAGGCAAGGGAAGAGUUGGGAACAGGACCAGUAGUCCAGACUCCCUGGCGUACUAACUCCACCCUGCUUCCCUUACAGGUGAACGGCACAUGCUUGUCUUUGAGGGUGGGAGUCAGCAAGAUGGCCACAGGCAGCAGCUGGUCUUGGAAGCCUGUUGUACGAGACGCUCUGUUCGCACGCGCCUACCACUCGUGCAACGUGGUGCGAGGGAAGCUGCUGCUCUUUGGGGGAUUGAAGUCUGGCCAGCCCAAGGAGGCCCCUCUGGGAGACGUGGUAGCCUUUGACCCCACACUAUUGACAGCCGAGACGGUGGCGCCUGAUGGCGGGGACCAGCGCAGCCACCACGACACAGUGGUGCUGGCCGACCGCUGGCUGUGCGUGGUGGGGGGUUGGGAUGGUGCCCGCAGGGUUUCGGCUGUGUGCUGCUUGGACACUGAACGGGGACAGUGGGAGCGCUGGGCUGAGGGGCCCUCCAACGACCCCCCCGUGGGGCUCAGCAGCCACACCUGCACCAAGAUCUCCGAGUACGAGCUGCGGGUGGUGGGCAGGGAGGGGGGGCUCCGUACACAGCGGCGCUUCGCCAGCAUCUACACCCUGCGUGUCAACCCUGCCACCAAGACAUACUGGUACAAGGAGGAGGAGUCACGCACAGCUUCACGGUCUGGACACUCGGCCAUGCUGCUCUGCAACGCAGGUGGCUACCAGCUGGUGGUGUUUGGGGGCCGUGACUCCUCAGAGUGCGAAGUGGCUGGGCGCUGGGGCAAGGGAAAAAUCCACGUAGAGUCCAUUCAUGCCCCAAUGCUGACAGAACAGCUCUCCCGUCUGGUUAGCUCAGAGCAUGGCUCGCAGCAGGCUCCAAAAGGCCUGAGGCACCAAUCCUGCACGGUGGUGGGUCCCUUCGCGGUGGUCUUCGGUGGGGAGACUCUAACGAGGGGGCGAGACACUGUCUGUAAUGAUCUCUACAUUUACGAUACAAGACGCUCACCUCCGAGCUGGUUCCAUUUCCCCUGCGCGGAUCGGGGCCAGAAGAGAGUUGGGCACCGCACGUGCCUUUGGAACGACAAGCUCUAUCUUGUGGGGGGCUUUGGCCCAGAUGGGAAGACCCCCUGCCCUGAGAUCUGUGUCUUAGAGACUCCCCAGUGAGGAAAAGGAGAGAGAGGAGGACGUCCCUCUCCUCUCCGGCGCCCUCCCCAUCUGUCCCUGGCAAUAGCCUGCCCCCUGCAAUCGACUGAGAGCCAGCUCUGUAUAGGUGAAAUAAAAAUGCCUCUUGUUAAUCCAGCUGCGUGCUGGCCCCAGGGAUUUACUCAAACACAGAGAGAUAUUGGGGAGAAAAGAACCUCCCUUCCCCUCCCCUCCCGUGCCUGCUGGUCUUUAGGAACAAACACACCGUCAGCUCUCUGCAGCCACCAGCGCAGGCCAGGUGGGACAGUGCUGAUAUGUCUCAGGGCAAAAGUACGUGGGGGAAGGGAAGAAACUUGGUCUUGGUGAUCCGGUGAGAUUGGGGGAAGGGCAGGGAGCUGUUCUCUCCCCACAUGGAUCACUGUUACCACCUUCCAUACACUCGAUAAUUCAUCAGCGCAAGCAACUGGCUGUCCUGUGUCCAGGACUCCAGAGGCAUAACAAGGGGGUUAUGUGCUGGGGGCAAAGGCAAAAUUUGCAUCCCUCCCACCACCACCGCGUGGCAAGGCCCCGAACCUGGCACACAGCUGAGCCCAACCUUGGGAGGAGCUUGUACCACAUCUUUCCCCGCCUCCUCCAGUUUGAGGCUGGGCCCUUACACGCACUAACCUGCGGAUGGAGACAGAGGAGGGUCAGGCUGCGGGCAGACUCCAGCUGCUGGCAGCGGGUGGAGGAGGAGCAGGUGAGCUGAGGGAUGACAGGGGGAGUGGAGGGGGACUAAAUUGGCACCCCCCUAGCGUGGCACCCACGGGCAACUGCCCCCCUGCUCUUCCUUGUUAUGCCACUUCAGGACUCCCUGAAGUCAGGUGUGUGGAAAGAAAGCUGUUCCCAGCCCUCCCCUAGUCCCGGUGUGAAAUGACUAGGGGGGAGAAUAGGCGAGUGCCCAAACCACCAGUGCCUGGGAAGAAGGCUGUGCUCUCCAGCAAAUGGCCUGGUUUUGCAGCGGGUUCAAGCCGUGCUGUCAGCAGAUCACUUGGUAUGGCCAGCCAAGGCCUCCACUCGUAUCAGGAGAAAGAUGCUUGGCCUCCCUACAGCUAUCACAGCGUCACCAGCAGAAAUGUUCUCACGCUUGUCGGCUAUGUGAGUGUUCGUAAAUUACAAUCCUCUGCUGGGACAGUCCCUGGCCAAAGGAACUUGCAUUCAUCAGCUCUUAAAAAGAACUUGAGCCUGUGUGUGCUUCCCCAUUCAGAGUGACAAGGGGCAUCAUGCCCUCUUGGAUGCUUCUGCCAGCCACAUGGUCCUGCAGAUGUACCCGCCCUACAGUCGGACCACAGCUGCCUACCACACUCUUCGUGGGGGAGAGGGCAUGCUCAGCAAAGCACCAGGGACUGAGCCAAUGGAGAGGACAAGUCUGCAAAGGGCAGCUUACAUUUCUUCUGCUGAGAUUGUGGAGAACAAGGUCUGUCUGGGCCCCUCUCACCCCCGAGGGUUCUGGAGUCAAGCCCCAAAAUACUGGGCUAAAUUGCAGCACCUACUGGGGUCUCAUGGAUGGACUCUCUAGGGUUACAGCUCCAAAGGCCUGGCCUGGAAUUGAGAGGGAUUAGUUCACAUUGUGUCCCGGCUGCUUCCACCCAGGAGAACAUGGAGAGCGUGUCCCACUCCUUGCUUUGCGCCAGCCUCCGUUCCCCACCCCGUAUUGCUGUUUCCACAGGUGGGCCUGGAGUGGUCAACCACGAAUGCCACGCCCCAUGCUACUACAAACUGAGUUUUGCCCUGGAAAAGCAAUGGCCCACUGACCACUAGUGCUUGACUAGGCUGGGAAGGUAGGAACAGAAAGAUGGAGCCGUUGCUAUAAAGGGCACAGUACCACGCAUCUGUCAGCUCAGGAGAAUACAUAGCAGCCGUGGCUCUAUUGAACCAAAAACUUCACCAUAGCUAACUUUGUUUUGAUGCCUGGCAGGGCUGGAUGGCUUGUGGAGAGGCUGCAGUGACUCAGCCUAGAGCAUACCAGCUCCAAGUUCCCAAAGCUGGAUGCGUCCCAGCUCCCCCCAUUCUUGGGCUAAUGCAGAUGGAUUUUCACCAUGAAGUUGCCAGUCCCAGGAGCUCUGGAGCCUUCAGUGCAGCCAGAGGCAGCCAGGGUGCAGGGCGGGCACUGGCACAUGCCUCCCUUCAACCUCCUCUCGGGGGCUACUGCCAAAUUGUUCAAGUCCCCUCUCCAAAAGCCUGUUGAAGUCCACGUCCAAGUGAGUUUGAUUCUUGGCAAGAACCUCUCAAAGUUGCUGAGGAGUCCAGGGAGAAGCAGACAAACAUCCUGCAGAAGUUUACUGACUCUGGCUCUAAAAUCAGGCCAAGACUAAAAUGCAUGAGGUUGGGUGGCAUCCCAACAAAGGAAAAACAAAAGUGGGUGCGAACCGCCAGUACACUUUGCCUUCAAGAGCCGAGUGCAGCAUGCUUGAAACUUUGACCAGCUCCCAGCUUGUUUGUCCUACCGGCUGUCCUGUUUCUAGGUGCCUCCUGGGGUUCAGGAUGUCAAACUCUUCAGUUGCCUUCCUUAGUCAGUGGCCACAGCAAGUCCAGGUUGACACAGUUAAAUCAUCCCCAGGAAGCACCAGGCCACAGCUAAUUUUCCUGCUUAGUAACUGCACUUUUUGGCUACACAUUUCAUAUGAUCCACACGCUCAAGUUUUUGGCUGGGGAGAUCUUCCUAUCUUCCAAUUGUGUUUUAUGGAACUGAACAGGGAUUAUAUUGAAGUGAGAUGUUCCAAACCGCAAUGUCCUCCGAGUCCAGAAGAGCUGUAAAAGCAAUAUCCUUUUACACAGUGAUGCAUGGGAAGCUGCUCUGUGCUAAUUUACAAACCCCACAUGUUGGCCUGUUAGCGUGGGAAUCAAUUAGUUUAGUUUAACAAGGGCUUAGCUGUAGGGAAUAACCAGCAGAGU
Molecule: messenger RNA, 4563 nt
Organism: Pelodiscus sinensis (Chinese soft-shelled turtle)
Lineage: Eukaryota; Metazoa; Chordata; Testudines; Trionychidae
Source: RefSeq, a predicted model, not a curated record